Molecule: messenger RNA, 3417 nt
Organism: Microcebus murinus (gray mouse lemur)
Lineage: Eukaryota; Metazoa; Chordata; Mammalia; Primates; Cheirogaleidae
Gene: NIPAL4
Product: NIPA like domain containing 4
Biological process (GO): magnesium ion transport
Cellular component (GO): membrane
Molecular function (GO): magnesium ion transmembrane transporter activity
Source: RefSeq, a predicted model, not a curated record
CUCCCCACUCCGGGAUCCAGACCCCGGCGGCUUCUCGCACGCGAGCCACGCCGGGGGACAAGUCGCGGCCACCUGCUCCGGAGCCCGGCGCCGUCCGCCCGCGCGUCGGUCCGUGCGCCCACGGCCCAUGGAGCUGCGGGUCAGCAACGCCAGCUGCGAGAACGGCUCCCUGAUCAACCUCUACUGCUCCUCCCAGCAAGUCCUGUGCCAGAUCGUCGGCGACCUCGUCCCUGAGGCGCCCAGCAAUGCCACCUCGAUCAGCUGGCAGGAGAGGGUCCGGCAGAGCUACGGCUUCUACAUCGGCCUGGGCCUGGCCUUCCUCUCCAGCUUCCUCAUCGGCAGCAGCGUCAUCCUCAAGAAGAAAGGCCUGCAGCGACUUGUGGCUACGGGGGCCACUCGGGCUGUGGACGGAGGCUAUGGCUACCUGAAGGAUGCGAUGUGGUGGGCUGGAUUUCUCACCAUGGCUGCUGGAGAAGUUGCCAACUUCGGGGCCUAUGCAUUUGCACCUGCGACAGUCAUCACACCUCUGGGAGCGCUGAGUGUCCUCAUAAGUGCCAUCCUCUCCUCCUAUUUUCUGGGAGAGACCCUGAACCUGCUGGGCAAGCUGGGGUGUGUGAUUUGUGUGGCCGGCAGCACAGUGAUGGUGAUACACGCCCCCGAGGAAGAGAGGGUCACCACCGUCAUGGAGAUGGCUUCCAAGAUGAAAGACACAGGGUACAUCGUGUUUGCCGUGCUCCUGGUGGUGUCCUGCCUCAUCCUCAUCUUCAUCGUGGCCCCGCGGUACGGGCAACGGAACAUCCUCGUCUACAUCGUCAUCUGCUCUGUGAUCGGGGCCUUCUCCGUGGCCGCCGUCAAGGGGCUGGGCAUCACCAUUAAGAACUUCUUCCAGGGGCUGCCGGUGGUGCGGCACCCGCUCCCCUACAUCCUGUCCCUCAUCCUGGCGCUGUCCCUCAGCACUCAGGUCAACUUCCUCAACAGGGCGCUGGACAUUUUCAACACCUCCCUGGUGUUCCCCAUCUACUACGUGUUCUUCACCACGGUGGUGGUCACCUCUUCCAUCACCCUCUUCAAGGAGUGGAACAGCAUGUCUGCCGUGGACAUAGUGGGCACCCUCUCGGGCUUCGUCACCAUCAUCCUGGGUGUGUUCAUGCUUCAUGCGUUCAGAGACCUGGACAUCAGCUGGGCCAGCUUGCCUCACACGCACAAAAACCCACCCCCGCCCCCCGCCCCGGAGCCCACUGUCAUUAGACUGGAAGACAAGAAUGUCCUUGUGGACAACAUAGAACUUGCCAGCACCCCGUCACCGGAAGAGAAGCCCAAAGUGUUUACAAUCCGUUCUUAAAGCUUGGAACACACGAGCGAGAGGAUGAGCCGAUGGCACAGGCUGAUCGCUCCGUUUAGAAACCACUUGGUUAUUUUCAGCACAGCCGCCUGGUUACCAGUGGGCUCUCUUUUCUUGAGAUGUUCAUUUAUACCUCAUCGCUGUUUCCGGGAGAAGAAUCCCUACCCAGAAAGCAGUGGUGGCAGAACUUUCUGGAAACACAGCCUCAGUAGACCAAAUACUCUAGUUUACAUUGGUGCCAGCAGGGGGCGCUGGGCCUCGCUUCCCGCUCGUUCCCUCGGUGCCAUCUCUGUGUUCUUGGGAAGACGACAGAAUCUGACCUGUUGAAUGUAGUGCGGUCCAAGAUAUCUCCUGAUGAGACAUCGGUCAUCAGGAAAAAUCCUUCGCACCAGUCCUCCUGAGAUGGAAUCGCCUCCAUCCCUUGGCCCGAGAAUGAAACAGAGCCGGCUCCCAGAGGCUCCGGGGGCCAUUUGCCAUGCCUUGCACCCAGAGCUGACACGGACACCACCACCAUAAACUGUCCUGUUGCUUCUGCCACUUCCUCUUCGGAGAUGGAAGCAAGACCUCAGCUGACCUUCUUACUGUGAAAGCCACCUGAUGUCUCAGGGAACAAUUUCAACCAGCCCCUUCCCCAAGCACUCCCUCCCGCCUGGCGGUCGGCAUCGUGAUGUCCACCCAGUCCGUCCCGCCCCGUCCCCUCUCUGCGGACAUCCACGGAGUCAGUCACGGAGAUGCGCAGCCAGUGAUGUUCCGACUCAAAACAAAACAGUAGCAACAAAAGAUGCUGCAAAGCUCUAAGCACUGCUGGCCAAACCAACCCAGUGUUUCAUUUUGCCUUACUGUGGAAAGAGAACGGCAAUUGCACCGCCCUUGAACGUGGCCGGGCUGGCCGAGCUGGGUUUGGCAGAAUGCAUUUGACUUUUCCUCGAGGAGUCAGCCAAACUGUGACGUGGGGAGGGUAGAAGAGGAUGAGGAGCAAAGCCGGGAUGUGGCAGAAAGCAGUCACAGGCUCUCUGGAAACCAGGGACUAACUCGUGUGUUUACGCUGGUGCUCAACAAGGGACUUAGGAGAAAAGGGCUCUGGGGUAGCUCUGGAUGCAGCCCUAAAGGCUUGGCCAGUGAGAUCAACUUUGCAUCUCCAUGGCCAAGUGGGGGUGCAGGUUUGGCAUGGGCACUUUCUGGCUGUUGGCCAGGUUGCCACCGCCCACACUGGGGACAGCAUGCUGUGACAUUCCCAACACCACCUGCUGUGAGGACUGCUGCUGGUCCCCUCACGUUUGGCCAGAGGCGCCCAUGAAACCAGAGCAGCUGGAGAGAGAUAUAAUUCACACUCCUUCUUUGCCCGUCUUCUUCCCAGUGGUGCAAGGAUUUUGAGAAAGGGAAGUUGUGGGCAUUGUAUCUGGAAAGAGGGAAUACUGGGUCCUCGGCCCCCCAGCUGGUGCAGAGCCUCCCCUGUGUGACCCCCUACCUGUGCCCUGUGUUUGCACCCCACGCCCUAACGUUGUAGCCAAGCCCAGGCAAACUCUUGCUGGCCUUGGAGCUCCAAGGCUCGGCCGACCAGCAGACUGGCUCCCUGCACCUCCAGCCUCCAAUCCCCAGAUUUUAAUGAAUGUGGAUUUCUGUCUGGAAAUAAAAUCAAUGCAACACGUUGGAUCUUGGGAAUGGCAUUAAACUGAGAGCAUGGCCCUGCCAGCAUGAUCUGCAGGGUCAAGAAUAAAGACUCAAAGUGGAUUCACUUGAUACUGGUGUCUUGACCUUCCUUGAACAUGGAGCAAUUCAAAUGGGUUCCUCUAGUGCUGAGGAGCCGGUCUCCAGUCUCUGAAAGCGUGUGGCUGCCAACAAAGUCCCUGCAGCAUCCUUUGUAUUUAUACCCUCGAGAGAGUGGGAAAGGUUGUUUUUGGAAUAGAGGCAGCAGAUAGUAACUCAUCCCUUGUAAAUGCCUGGGCCCACUCCAGGCAUGAAGGACAAGAAGUGCCUCCUGUGAAUUCUCUAAUUCCUCACAAAUCCCCAAGGUAGAUAUGUUUUUAUCCUUUUUUUUCUUUUUUGAGAUAGGGUCUUUCUCUGUCACCCAGGCU